AACGCCAGCCUCUAGAAGCAUAUUUUCUCUUUUUUUUUUUGGAAAACUCAUAUUUUCUUUUUCAUAUAGAGAGAAAAUAGUAUAAAGAUAUUAGCGUUGGAGAAAGCAGAGAUGAUGAAACUUUUGCAUCUGUUCAUAACUUCAUCGAAACCUGUUGUGGAAAUUCUGCUGAUAACAACCGUUGGAUUCUAUAUGGCUCUUGACGGAGUCAAUCUUCUUGGUCAAGAUGCUCGAAAAGUUUUGAACAACAUUGUCUUCUAUGUGUUUAGUCCUUCCCUUAUUGGAAGCCGUUUAGCUAAUAGUGUUACAUAUGAAAGCUUGAUGCAAAUGUGGUUCAUGCCGGUUAAUGUUCUGCUCACAUUCAUCAUUGGUUCGUUCUUGGGCUGGAUUGUUAUUCUCAUCACCAAGCCUCCUUCCCAUCUUCGUGGUCUCAUUGUUGGUUGUUGCGCUGCUGGGAAUCUGGGAAACAUGCCAUUAAUCAUUGUUCCAGCUCUUUGUAAAGAGAAAGGAGGUCCAUUUGGAGAUCCAGAGAAUUGUCAGAAGUAUGGAGUUGGUUAUGUUGCACUCUCCAUGGCUAUGGGAGCAGUUUACAUAUGGACUUACGUAUACAAUCUUAUGCGGGUGCUAUCAAACUCUCCCAUUGAAACUCAACCUUCUAUUGAAUCCAACAGCUGCAAAGUCCCACUGAUCUCAUCUAGAGAAGAAGAGGCUAACCAAAAGGUUGGGAGGUGGGACAAAGUCAAGUUAAGAAUGGUUUCACUGGCUGACAAAGUCAACUUAAGGACAAUAUUUGCUCCAUCAACUAUUGCUGCGAUGAUCGCGCUUGUGGUCGGGCUCAUUACUCCUAUAAGGAAGCUAAUCAUCGGCAACGGAGCUCCUCUAGGAGUACUUCAAGACUCUGCAACUUUAGUGGGAGAUGGAGCCAUUCCUGCUAUGACACUGAUCAUUGGAGGAAACUUACUCAAAGGCAUGAGGAGUUCAGGAAUGAAAAAAUCAAGUAUUAUCGGUGUAUUGGUUGCACGUUACAUUUUCUUGCCUAUAAGUGGUGUUUUGAUCGUAAGAGGAGCAUACAAGUUUGAUUUGAUUACCUCAGAGCCUUUGUACCAGUUCGUUCUUCUUCUACAGUAUGCUGUCCCACCAGCAAUGAAUCUAGGUACAAUAACUCAGUUGUUUGGAGCUGGGGAAAGUGAAUGCUCAGUGAUUCUGCUCUGGACUUACGCUUUUGCUUCGAUUUCACUCACUGUUUGGCCUACAUACUUCAUGUGGCUUGUGGCUUAGAAUCCUCACCACCACACGCUUGAGCUUGCUAUAUGCAUUGUUUUGUUCCAUUCAUUCAAGAUUGAACUUUGUUGAUGAUUGAGUCAUCAUGUAUUGAACAUCAUCAUUAUAGAAUAGAUAUAUUUUCUUGAA
Raphanus sativus (radish) is the source of this 1410-nucleotide messenger RNA. RefSeq names its product protein PIN-LIKES 3. Bases 112 to 1278 code for a protein of 388 amino acids. The transcript has 10 exons. Gene Ontology annotation, cellular component: membrane. Lineage: Eukaryota; Viridiplantae; Streptophyta; Magnoliopsida; Brassicales; Brassicaceae. Gene Ontology annotation, biological process: endoplasmic reticulum to cytosol auxin transport. The record is from RefSeq and is a predicted model, not a curated record.